ACGAACACGAUAAUCAUAAUAUGCUCUACAGCGGCCAUUUCCGCCGGCCAUUUCCGCCACCACUUGCUCGCCACCUCUCCCAUAUUUAUACUCUCUCACUUGCUUUCAACUACAUUGUUUCUGUGUGUGCUUUCCAACUUAUAUAUAGCUCCUCUUUCUCCGUCCCCACCGCACUACACAUUAUCUCUUCUCUAGUACAAUUCUCUUAUGGAAACCGCCGCCGCCGGCAUGACGACGACCACAACAACAACAACUUUGAUGGAUCGGAAUCACUCUCUCACUAGACGGUCGAACGCCACCACUAAUACCGCAGCGAAGACUGAUUUAAGUUCGAACGGGAACUCAUUCGGUGACGGUGUUUUACCUAAUACUCUUGUUGUUGGGACUGAUUCUCGUCAAAUCUCGAAUCAGACUGAAACGUUGAAGAUCAGAAAGGAUGGUGGCGAGAAGGUGGCGAAUGUAAAUGAUAGCUUCUUUAAUUCUUAUCUCAGGACUUCUGCUCCCACGCAUAUGAGAAUAAGCGAGAGUCCGCUUAGUUCGGACGCAAUUUUCAAUCAGAGUCAUGCAGGUCUCUUCAACCUAUGUAUAACUGUGCUUAUUGCAGUGAACAUCAGACUGAUCAUUGAAAAUUUAAGAAAGAGCUGGGAUUACAAUUGGAAUUGA
Impatiens glandulifera is the source of this 663-nucleotide messenger RNA. Its product is annotated as diacylglycerol O-acyltransferase 1-like. Gene Ontology annotation, cellular component: chloroplast envelope; endoplasmic reticulum membrane. Lineage: Eukaryota; Viridiplantae; Streptophyta; Magnoliopsida; Ericales; Balsaminaceae. Gene Ontology annotation, molecular function: diacylglycerol O-acyltransferase activity. The transcript has 3 exons. The record is from RefSeq and is a predicted model, not a curated record. Bases 208 to 663 code for a protein of 151 amino acids. Gene Ontology annotation, biological process: triglyceride biosynthetic process.